AUGAAAUUUGAUCAAAAGGUGUAUAACCGGGGUGUUCGCGACGCGCAAACAUGUGCAACUUCUGAACGGCCUUCAGCAUCCCUCUCAUCUAAAGACUACAUUGUUAAAGGAACUAGAAAUAUGUCUUCCUCCCGGGACCGCGUUGAAGACACCUAUGAACGGCAGAAUGAUCAAAGGUUGGACGAGUUACAUAGUAAAAUUAGAGCAAUAAGAGGGAUUACUACAGAUAUUCAUGACGACGUUGAACGACAACAUCUCAUGCUCGAUGACACUGGUAACACUUUCAACUCGUUUGGCGCCUCUUUGUCUCAAACGGCCAGACGUGCGACUCAAGCGUUUGGAAUCGGCCAAGGAAGUCUUAAAUCGUGGCGAAUAGCCAUGUAUGUCGUCGGUGCGUUCUUGAUGCUGUGGAUGGGAAGUAAAUUAUGGUGGUGGUGGGUCGGGAGCGGCGAAACAACGACAUGA
This is a messenger RNA of Marasmius oreades (fairy-ring Marasmius), 465 nucleotides long. RefSeq lists its product as uncharacterized. Lineage: Eukaryota; Fungi; Basidiomycota; Agaricomycetes; Agaricales; Marasmiaceae. The record is from RefSeq and is a predicted model, not a curated record. Bases 1 to 465 code for a protein of 154 amino acids. The transcript has 3 exons. Gene Ontology annotation, biological process: intra-Golgi vesicle-mediated transport.